AAGUUCUCUCUUGAACUUCGUCUGGCUCGUGAGACUCUAACCAGUCUAUAGCUCCUACUCUCGCUGUAACAGCGUGGUGUAAAUAUUUCACAUGGCUAUUCAUUGAUAACUAAUGGACCAGGAUGGAUAUAGUCUUUCUAAGUGGUUUUGUAAAAUGUUUUGCAUUUAUAGCUUUUCACUGUUUUGGACAUUGUUUGGGGGCACGGUAUCAGUUAGUCACUCCCUUCUGGGUACCUACACUGCAGUGAAUUCUGAUGAGUUCACUUGUGUCCUGUGGCUCGAUGGGGAAGCAGUCGACUCCUACAGUAGCAAUGGCAUGGACAGCGUGCCCUGUAGAAACUGGAUGCGUGAAGGAAGAGGCCGUUAUCUGUGGAAGUCUGUCAAACGCCUUAGUAUGGUGCAAUGGGACAGAGGCAGAACUGACAUCUUAAAAAAUGACAUAGGACUUAACAUGUCUGGUGCUGCUGUCCUGCAGGGGAGGUUUGGCUGUGAGAUCGAGAGAAACCCUGACUCUGGUGUAAGACCUACGAGGGCCUUUGCUCAGUACGGAUGGAAUGGAGAAGACUUCCUGUCCUUCAGCCUCAGCAGGCUUCAGUGGGAGGCUUCAACAGGAUCUGCUGUCCCCAUUGAGAGGAUGUGGAACAGGGACCAGGGCAUCAUGAAGGAAACUAAGAACUACAUGGAGGACACCUGUGUGAUGCAUCUGAAGGACAGUUUGUCUUUUGAAGCAGAGGAGAGCAAGGAGACCCCUCAGCCCACAGCUGCAGUAUUCGCUAAGAGAUCCCUGAACCCUGGGAAGAUUAUUCUGACCUGCCUAGUUUCAGGAUUUCACUGCAGUAACACGACGGUGGAGGUUUAUCAGGAUGAUGCCAUCAUCACUGAAGAAGACGGCCUUUUGUCCUCUGGGAUCAGACCAAACGGGGAUGGGACCUGCCAGCUGAGAAAGAGUUUGGACAUCUCUAACGGCACUGAGGCAUCGUAUAGCUGUGAAGUCCAGUUCGGAAGUCUUAAACGACUGGUCAAAUGGGAUGGGAAGAUAUGGGACCGGGCUGAACAAAAACAAGACCACAACAUGAGACGUCACUACUGGUUUCUUAUGGUGCCACUGGUGUUGGUCGUUGCUUUAUCACUUGUGUUUCUCAUUCGGAUCCUGAGGCGCAGAUUGCGCACACAGGCUCUGCAAAGAGAAAAACAAAUGGACCAGACCAAUUUUUUGAUGCACCAGAGGAACCCAGAUCAGCAACUUCAUCAGGAUUCAAGGGAGAAAAUCAACACCAGCCAUCCAACACAUGCAGCGGACCUUUUGAAUUGACUGUAAAUUUAGCAAUCCUACUGUAUAAAUGAUGCAAUGUAAAUGCUGUGUAAACAAUUGUGUAAAUAGUUGUGCAGGUUGCUCUGGAUCAGAGCGUCUGCUGAAAUGGCUGUAAUGUAAUGUUCUUCCUCCUAUUUCGACUUACGUUAGGUCAGAAUAAUGUUCACUUUGUGAACUGAACUGUGCCAUUGGCUAUAAAUAAGUGUACGAAAUGAGGAUUGUACUUAUCGAACCUGUGUUCUGUAGCUGUUGCAAUGACCAUCAUAUGCACUCUUGUACGUCGCUUUGGAUAAAAGCAUCUGCUAAAUAAAUGUAAUGUAAAGUGGCUCUUAGAGAGGGUACCAUAACUAAAAUACCCCAGGGUUCUCCCCUAAGAGUGUAACCGAGGCAGUGCAGUGCAGCCCUCUGUUCCCUCACUGAAGUCUAAUUACAGUUAGUCGGCUGGCCGAUGACACAGUCAUAUUUCUUCAAAAUAAAUUCCAGAUUAUAAUAAAUUGAUAAAUGCUUUUUAUUUUUUUUUACUCUUUGUCAGCUUUGAAUGUCACGGUUUUAUAUUUUGUAUUUUGUAUGUUAAAAUAAAAAUGAUUGAAUAUAAGGUG
Molecule: messenger RNA, 1911 nt
Organism: Anguilla rostrata (American eel)
Lineage: Eukaryota; Metazoa; Chordata; Actinopteri; Anguilliformes; Anguillidae
Product: major histocompatibility complex class I-related gene protein-like
Exons: 6
Coding region: 113-1312 (399 amino acids)
Biological process (GO): immune response
Cellular component (GO): external side of plasma membrane
Source: RefSeq, a predicted model, not a curated record